AAAGCAGUAGGGAACUCAACAAGACAGAGAAGACUGGGGUAAUUUCUGCAAGGAUAUUUUUGGACCAUAGAAGCAGUGACACCAUGAAGUUCCAAGCUCUGUUCUUUCUCCUGCUCCUGGCAUGCAUGUACCUCAGCCUGGCUCAAGGCUCUUAUGGGAACUGCUGUUUGAGGCACGUUGCUGGCAUGAAGAAGAACACCAAGAGGAAAGUGAUGAGCUACAGGAUACAGGAAACAGAUGGAGACUGCAACAUCAAGGCCGUUGUGUUCAUGCUGAAGAAACGGAAGACUGUUUGUGCCAAUCCCAGCCAGAAGUGGGUACAGCGUCUGAUGACUGUUGUCGUUAAGCAGCAAAGCAACUAGCUUCCUGAGAAAAGGGAAUGAGGGGAUGUAGUUGAGCUGCUGCGUUGUUGGAGAGUCUUUUAACCAGUGUAUGCCAAUUUCCAUAUAACGUAUCUAUCAAGUGAAAUGUGUGGGCAAAUAUAUGACAGUCAUAUCAUCCUGUAACUCGAAUGUGAGCUUCAUUAUUAUAUUACUCAUUAUACAGUGGCUUGCGAAAGUAUUCAGCCCCCUUGGCAUUUUUCCUAUUUUGUUGCCUUACAAC
Molecule: messenger RNA, 603 nt
Organism: Coregonus clupeaformis (lake whitefish)
Lineage: Eukaryota; Metazoa; Chordata; Actinopteri; Salmoniformes; Salmonidae
Product: C-C motif chemokine 25
Exons: 5
Coding region: 84-362 (92 amino acids)
Biological process (GO): neutrophil chemotaxis; monocyte chemotaxis; immune response
Cellular component (GO): extracellular region
Molecular function (GO): CCR chemokine receptor binding; chemokine activity
Source: RefSeq, a predicted model, not a curated record